AUGGUCGCUGCUAGCCUGCUCAAGUCCUCCUUCCUUCCCAAGAAGUCCGAAUGGGGCGCCACCAGGCAGGCCGCCGCCGCGCCCAGGCCGGCCACCGUCUCCGUGGUCGUCCGCGCCUCCGCCUACGCCGAUGAGCUCGUCAAGACCGCGAAAACGAUCGCGUCGCCUGGGCGUGGCAUCCUGGCGAUGGACGAGUCGAACGCGACGUGCGGGAAGCGGCUGGCGUCCAUCGGGCUGGAGAACACGGAGGCGAACCGGCAGGCGUACCGCACGCUGCUGGUGACGGCACCGGGGCUGGGCCAGUACAUCUCCGGCGCCAUCCUCUUCGAGGAGACGCUGUACCAGUCCGCCGUCGACGGCCGCAAGAUCGUCGACAUCCUGGUGGAGCAGGGCAUCGUCCCCGGGAUCAAGGUGGACAAGGGCCUCGUCCCGCUCGCCGGCUCCAACAACGAGUCCUGGUGCCAGGGCCUCGACGGCCUCGCCUCCCGCGAGGCCGCCUACUACCAGCAGGGCGCCCGGUUCGCCAAGUGGCGCACCGUCGUCAGCAUCCCCAACGGCCCCUCCGAGCUCGCCGUCAAGGAGGCCGCCUGGGGCCUCGCCCGCUACGCCGCCAUCUCACAGGACAACGGGCUGGUGCCGAUCGUGGAGCCGGAGAUCCUUCUCGACGGCGAGCACGGCAUCGAGCGGACGUUCGAGGUGGCGCAGAAGGUGUGGGCGGAGACCUUCUACGCGAUGGCGGAGAACAACGUGAUGUUCGAGGGCAUCCUGCUGAAGCCAUCCAUGGUAACGCCGGGGGCGGAGGCCAAGGACCGGGCGACGCCGGAGCAGGUGGCCGAGUACACGCUGAAGCUCCUCCACCGUCGGAUCCCGCCCGCCGUGCCUGGGAUCAUGUUCCUCUCCGGCGGGCAGUCGGAGGUGGAGGCGACGCAGAACCUCAACGCCAUGAACCAGGGCGCCAACCCGUGGCACGUGUCCUUCUCCUACGCGCGCGCGCUGCAGAACACCUGCCUCAAGACCUGGGGCGGGCAGCCCGAGAAGGUCAAGGCCGCGCAGGACGCCCUGCUGCUCCGCGCCAAGGCCAACUCCCUGGCCCAGCUCGGCAAGUACACCUCCGACGGCGAGGCAGCCGAGGCCAAGGAGGGCAUGUUCGUCAAGAACUACAGCUACUAA
This is a messenger RNA of Miscanthus lutarioriparius, 1170 nucleotides long. Lineage: Eukaryota; Viridiplantae; Streptophyta; Magnoliopsida; Poales; Poaceae. The record is from the annotation of a GenBank genome assembly.